Exaiptasia diaphana is the source of this 1653-nucleotide messenger RNA. RefSeq lists its product as uncharacterized. The transcript has 7 exons. NCBI's taxonomy places the organism in Eukaryota, Metazoa, Cnidaria, Anthozoa, Actiniaria, Aiptasiidae. The record is from RefSeq and is a predicted model, not a curated record.
AUGUGUUUGGGACGCAGAGCAGAGUCAGUCGAGCGUKAGGGUGYAGCCAUCGUGUUUGAGGCAGACUGGAGAAAUAGGCACAAGAACAAGUACCCGAAAUCAGAGAAAAAAUUACAAGUUGUUAGCGAAAGACGAAAAGACAGCGCAAUCGCAAGUAGACGACAGCUAGCUUAUGAUGAUGAUGAUUGCAAUCAAUCUUACGGAGGACAGCUACAGGACAACKGCCCAGAAACAAUGGUAACUGAUCAUGACGAUCAACUUCCUGCGUAUACAGAUGCAACAUUACAUGGUAAAGAUGCUCUUCAUUCCGCUGGUCUAAAUAAUCCACAGAUUUUAGAUUCAUCUGUAAAUAUGUUGACGAAAGGAGAGAAAUCCAGAAUAAUUGAAGCUGUUAAGACUGGAGUGCCUUCUGUAAUCGCGUCGUCAGUCCUCAGAAAUCAAGAUAUCAAUCUCCAGUGCAAAGCUGAAAUCUUGAAGGAAUUGAAUGAUUGCYUAACCAACCUCUGCAAAAAAAGAAAGCCUUCUGUGCUCAGACAGAAUAAAUUCAAUGACAUGAAAGUAUUUGACUGGAUAAAGUUAAUAAAUGAAAUGACUUAGAGGUGCAAAUUUCUGCUAGACGUAUUUGUUACAGUGGUUCAGCACAAUAAGAAAAAUCUGAAUGACAUCAUCCCUGCUAUUGGGCUAUGCUACUCCAUACUUCUCUACAAACGCAACCAUGAGCUUAGUCUUGUCCAAAGGAUGAACACUGUGUUAUUCAUUGACGGAAAUGCAAAGAAAAAGCUUUAUACAAGAUGCCAAAAAAUGGGGUUCUCUUUAUCCCACCAAAGCAAGUUUAACUUGAUGGACGCUAUAGGUGGUCAUUUUGCAGAUGAAGUUAUAGAUGCAUUCAAGGCAGGAAAGAAACUUCAAGGUACAGGUGACAACUGGGACAUCACAAUCCAUGCUCAUAAAAUGAGAUCCGACCACCAGAACAAAGACAUCCACUACUUUGCUUCACAUUUGAUUGUUGAAAGAGUGACCAGCGAUCAUUUGAGUUCUGUUACCCCUCAAAGGGAUAUAGCAAAACUCCCAGCAGAUGAAUAUCUUUUAACUCCAAAUGAGAAGGCAAAGCUACGUGAAGACUUCAAGGUCUUAGUAGGAAGAAUUCUAGUUACUUUUGUGAAGGCACUGGGAUUUCUUAGAUCUGUGAUUCCUGAACACAUCGCUCACAGGUAUCAAAAAGAAAUGGGAGAGAGGUCUACCAUCAUUCCUCUCCCAAUCCAACUCAAGGAUGAAAAAAAGUAUGACGAUGUUGUGGAUAUCUUGUGUUUCUAUGAGAACACACUUGAUGAAAUCUAUACAAAGGCAGGAGUUAUCCAGGCACCUCUCCUUCAAAGACCUGCAGAAAGGCAUCAGUCAUUUCAAGGCGACCACUCAAGUCCAGACCAACCGGAUGCUCAUGUGAUCAUUAAUGACCCUACUGAUCACAUGAGCAAAGUUUCAGUUCCAUUUGGUGGUGAUCAACUGACCCGAGUCAGGUUUGCUGGUGCAAAAGACCUCCGUGCUGGAUGUCACACAGCCAAGGAUCGUUUUGAUCAUUGCAGUCCUUUUGUGGGGGAAGGAUUCCACACCAAAAUGUCCUAUCUUCAGGUAAGUACAUGUAUACUUGUAUGA